AUGGAUAUUCCUCACACAGUAUCGGAAUCCGAUAUUUCGUACAUAUCAACAGCGUCGGCUCCAUCUCUACGCGCCAGAGAUUCGACAGCGAGCAUGCCUACUCCGCGACCUUCUUAUCUGGCAGGCGAAGAAGGACAAGGCAAUGUCAAGGUUGUUGUCAGAGUGCGCAAGUUCUUGCCUCGAGAACUCGAAAAGCAAGCGCCAUGUCUAAUCGAGAUGGACCCCAACACGCAAAAGACGACAAUCCAUCCUCCUCCGGCAGCAAGUCUGAACGCAAACACUCGCAAGGUCUAUGAAGAGAAGAGCUUUGUAUUUGACAAGUCCUUCUAUUCCCACGACGAGUCGAUGCCGCACUUCGCACACCAGCAAGAUGUCUACGCCUCGUUCGGUGAGGACUUUCUGGACCACAACUUCGAUGGUUACCACACUUGUAUCUUUGCAUACGGUCAAACUGGCUCUGGCAAAUCAUACACCAUGAUGGGCACCAAGGAGCAACCCGGCCUAAUCCCCCGAACGUGCGAGAAUCUCUUCCAGCGCAUUGAGCAAGAGCAGAACGGCAACAUAACAUACAACGUCCAUGUAUCCUACUUUGAGAUCUACAACGAACACGUCCGCGACCUUCUCGCUCCUAGGACCACUCCGCCUACACAUUUGAAGAUCAGAGAGAGCAAAUCAGACGGUGUCUACGUCCAGAAUCUGAUUGACAGCCCCGUCAAGUCAUUCGGCGAUAUCCAGAGGCUCAUGCAUAUGGGUGACUUGAACCGAACAGUCGCCGCGACCAAGAUGAACGACACUUCUUCGCGCUCACACGCUGUCUUUACCCUCACACUAAAGCAGAUCCAACACGACAUUGCCACUGACAGCACUAUCGAACGCACAGCCCGCAUGCGUCUUGUCGAUCUGGCAGGUUCUGAACGAGCAAACAGAACAGAGGCUACCGGUGCACGUCUCCGCGAGGGAGCAAACAUCAACCAAUCUCUCACCACCCUUGGCCGUGUCAUUGCCGCUCUCGCAGACCCCAAGCGUCAGCGUCCGAAUGCCCGCCCAAACCAGACCAAGCGUCGCGCAGAUGUGGUCCCAUACCGUGACUCGGUCCUUACCUGGCUACUGAAGGACAGUCUGGGCGGAAACUCGAAGACUGCCAUGGUGGCCUGUAUCUCGCCAGCUGACUACGAAGAAACUCUUUCCACACUUCGCUAUGCCGAUCAAGCCAAGCGUAUCCGCACACGCGCCACUGUCAACCAAGAUGCCGUGUCUGCUGCCGAGCGUGAUGCUCAGAUCAAGGAAAUGGCAGAGACCAUUCGUCUUCUCCAGCUCUCCGUCAAUGCGUCAACUACCCGCAAGAGAGACGAGGUCGACCGUGCAGGCCAAGAGAUGGAAGACUACCAACGCCAAGUCACAAAGAUGCAGAGAGCAAUGGAAGAAUCUCGCGAUGUUGCAGAUGUCAAGAUCCGUGCUUUGACCGCCGAGUUGGAAGAACUUCGACCCAUCACUGACCGCUUGAGAAACGAAGUCUCUUCUCUACGCAGACAUCUUGCUCUUGCUGUGGGCGAGCUCAAGAAUCCUAUCGUGCUACCUCCGGCUGAGACAGACAUAGGUGCUGAUGUUCACGAGAUUGAAGUUUACAGUGAUGAGGAAGAAGAGGAAGACGAGAGUAGUGAUGACGAGGGAUACUCGUCUCAGCAUGCAGAGUGGCAGGCUGAUAUUGAUGACUUGAUGAAAGACUUGGGCAUGUUUAAGAGGAAGGUCGCUGAUGAUCGUAGCCGUUUCACCGUGCCUGUGGCUUGA
Molecule: messenger RNA, 1788 nt
Organism: Aureobasidium subglaciale EXF-2481
Lineage: Eukaryota; Fungi; Ascomycota; Dothideomycetes; Dothideales; Saccotheciaceae
Exons: 2
Coding region: 1-1788 (595 amino acids)
Biological process (GO): mitotic spindle organization; microtubule-based movement
Molecular function (GO): ATP binding; microtubule binding; microtubule motor activity
Source: RefSeq, a predicted model, not a curated record